GAGGGCAGGGCACGGCGCCAGGUCCGCCAUGGCAAACUACCCAAAUCCGACACCAUCACCAACCCACCAUCAUCAGUCCGUCACCGUCCGUGCGACCUCCGGAUCCUCGAAUCCGCCUCGCCUACCCCGUCCCCGUCCUUUUCUUACCGCGCCCCGCCUCCGCUCACCCACCUGCCACCUCCCGCUCCGCCGUGACGCGGCGGAUCCCAGAAAAGAAAUCCCCCACCACUCCGCUUUCGACGCGAGGAUCGCCCGACCGGCGAGCGAAACCGCGCCACCAACCGGCGACCGCUCGGGCAGGCGAGCCGCGGCCCGCCUCGGUCUCUCCGGCAGACAGUCCGCGUCACCCCCGUCGCAAUUCGGCGGCCAGACCCACGCAAAUUGCGUCCUUUUCUCGUCUUCUUCCUCCCGAAGCGGCGCGCAGAGGAGGAGCCGAGGAAGCAAUGGGCGGAGCCGAGGACGGGACGCACGCGUCCAACGGGCACGCCAAUGGGGCCGUGGAGGACAAGGUGGACGAGCUGCGGCGGUUGAUGGGGAAGGCCGACGGGGACCCGCUCCGGAUCGUCGGCGUCGGGGCCGGGGCCUGGGGCAGCGUCUUCUGCGCGCUCCUGCAGGACGCCUACGGCCACCUCCGCGACAAGGUGCAGCUCCGCAUCUGGCGCCGCCCCGGCCGCGCCGUCGACCGCGCCACCGCCGAGCACCUCUUCAACGUCAUCAACGCGCGCGAGGACGUCCUGCGCCGCCUGAUCCGCCGAUGCGCCUACCUCAAGUACGUCGAGGGCCGCCUCGGGGACCGCACGCUCUACGCCGACGAGAUACUCAGGGACGGCUUCUGCCUCAACAUGAUCGACACCCCGCUCUGCCCGCUCAAGGUCGUCACCAACCUGCAGGAGGCCGUCUGGAACGCUGACAUUGUCAUCAACGGCCUGCCCUCCACGGAGACGAGGGGCGUGUUUGGGGAGAUUGGGAGGUACUGGAAGGAGAGGGUUAAUGCCCCUGUGAUCAUCUCGCUCACGAAAGGGAUAGAAGCAUCAGUGGAUCCGGUGCCGCGGAUCAUAACUCCGACACAGAUGAUUUGCAAUGCAACUAAGGUUCCAUUGGAUAAUGUUCUGUAUCUUGGUGGGCCUAACAUUGCGUCUGAAAUAUACAAUAAAGAAUAUGCGAAUGCUCGUAUUUGUGGGACUGACAAAUGGAGGAAACCUCUUGCUAAAUUUUUGAGGCAGCCUCAUUUUAUUGUCUGGGAUAAUAGCGAUCUCAUCACUCAUGAAGUCAUGGGAGGUUUGAAAAAUGUGUACGCCAUUGGUGCUGGUAUGGUGGCAGCACUAACCAAUGAGAGUGCAACCAGCAAGUCUGUUUAUUUUGCACUUUGCACAUCCGAAAUGAUCUACAUCACCCACCUUCUGGAAGAAGAACCCGAAAAACUUGCUGGACCAUUAUUAGCUGACACUUAUGUCACAUUGUUGAAAGGUCGUAAUGCUUGGUAUGGACAUAGGUUAGCAAAAGGGGAGCUGACUCUGGAAAUGGGUGAUAGCAUAAAAGGCAAAGGGACAAUCCAGGGUGUCUCUGCGGUCGAUGCAUUUUAUAACCUUCUCAGUCAGGAUAGUUUGAGUGUAAUGCAUCCAGAAGCCAACAAAUCUGUUGCGCCAGUUGAGAUGUGCCCCAUCUUGAAAACACUUUAUAAAAUUCUGAUCAAGAGGGAACUUCCUACUGAGUCGAUUCUUCAGGCUAUAAGAGAUGAGUCAAUGUGUGAUCCGCGCGAAAGAAUUGAGAUGGCACGGGGCCAGUCACUCUACCGACCAUCUAUUCUUGGUCAACCAAAUGGAGAUGUGAAAGCCUAGACAGAUUCUCCCAUCUUUUUCCUUCUUUCUGUUAGUCGCUAGACGUUUUCGAAGCCCUAUGUGCUCUUGUCCAUUCAGCUGCUGCUUCUGCUGCUGUUGUUGUAACAUUAGUAAGUUCAGUUAAGAACUUUAGUUGACUAUUCUGAGGAAGAUGUGUUGAGUGUGUUAGUAGCUUGAUGUGGUUCACACCAUCUUGUGUAUAUAAAGCGAUUUAAUAAAUGCUAUUAUUCUAUAAUAUCCUAUUUGAAAUGGAAAAAACAAUACAAUCAUAUAUUGUGCUUCAAA
Hordeum vulgare subsp. vulgare (domesticated barley) is the source of this 2123-nucleotide messenger RNA. Its product is annotated as probable glycerol-3-phosphate dehydrogenase [NAD(+)] 2, cytosolic. The transcript has 6 exons. The coding region runs from base 444 to 1838 and encodes 464 amino acids. NCBI's taxonomy places the organism in Eukaryota, Viridiplantae, Streptophyta, Magnoliopsida, Poales, Poaceae. The record is from RefSeq and is a predicted model, not a curated record. Gene Ontology annotation, cellular component: glycerol-3-phosphate dehydrogenase (FAD) complex; cytosol. Gene Ontology annotation, molecular function: NAD binding; glycerol-3-phosphate dehydrogenase [NAD(P)+] activity. Gene Ontology annotation, biological process: carbohydrate metabolic process; glycerol-3-phosphate catabolic process.